Molecule: messenger RNA, 1317 nt
Organism: Adineta ricciae
Lineage: Eukaryota; Metazoa; Rotifera; Eurotatoria; Adinetida; Adinetidae
Source: the annotation of a GenBank genome assembly
AUGAGUUCGAAUCAUUCAGGUAAGAUUGUUGAUAAGAUCGGAAAUCGAUUUAUUUUUUACAUUAAAGAAGAAACCAUCGAAAAAGAAGCAGCAGAUUAUCAUGCGAAGAGAAAAGAAACGUAUAUCACCCAUGCAUCUUCUGACAUCCAUCAUGGUCAAUCAGUUUCUGUCUCCAUCCCAACUUGGGAUGAUCCGACGAAAUUAGCUGCAUUCUUUGCACCUUCCAUUGAACAACUCCUGCCCGUAGCAGCUUGGCGUGGUUCUGAUACAAAGCAAAUUCUCUUUGCUACUCGCGAUAUUCAUCUGACUAUGCGCGAACACUAUAGUCAAAUGAUCCGUCAAGUUGGCCGAAAUAUUUUUCCUUGCAUCAUAGCCAGUGAGAAUGAUAUGCAUCAUCGUGGCGUCGGAUCAAUGUUUACUUUAUAUCUGGAAGAUGGAUCAACGCGUCGAACAAAGAUUCCACCAGCUAAAUAUGAAAUCUACAAAAAUCUUUCCCACAUGCCAUUGUGUGUUUACAGUAUCAUCAGUCCAUAUUUUGCUCAGCCCACCGUCAGUGGAUGGGAAGAUAAAUUAAUGGUGGUAAAUAAUAAGAUUAUUGUUGCCCUUUCAACGCUACAAACGCAAUCAAGUGAACAUGAACACUAUCGAACUAUGUUAACCUAUACACAAGAAUAUCUUCAACAAUGUUUAAAUGACAAAGCAGUUCAUGUUCAUAAUUUUCAAAAAUAUUGCCAAUCGAUACUUCCUCAUGUGAUAGUUUCUAUGGCUCGUGCAGCAGAGAUUCAAGUCGUUUCUGCGAAACCUCAAUUAGAAGCUUGGAAAUCGGAAUUGGAAGCGAUGGGUAAAUGGACAGAUACUUAUGUGAUCAUUCCAACUGUUUGGCCUGUUGGUCACGAUAAUCCUCGCCAGAAGCUAUUUCAACAGCUAAUGACAAAAGAACACUUUCAGACACAUGUGAUUAUGUCUGAAAUGCCUCGGGAUAUUGAUGAAAGCUUUGAUUUACUUGGCCGUGUGGUUGGUGAUAGAGUUGCCGCUCGAUUGAUUUUUGGAUGUGAAACACCGGGAGCUCGAAGCAUGGUCUGUGCGUUAUCUACCGAACGAGAUUUAAUUAGCGAUGCAUGCCAAGAUGCCAUCGAGAAAGUUUUUGAAAACAAAGAAAAUACAGGAACAAAUGGCAUAUUAAUAGCUUCACAACUACGCUUUUAUGCUGGUCAACCAACAUCGAAAGAGAAUGAAAAAGCGUUAUUGCAUACGGCAGCAUUAUUGGACGUUGAAGAAAAGAAAAAAAACACUAGUGGCGAGAAAAGUUUCGAUUGA